UAUAAUGUUAAAAAAAUAAAUUUAUAGUAUAACAUAAAUAAAGCGUUGUUUUUUGUGCUAUUUAUGCUAAGCGUGAUUGCUUAGUUUUAAAUCUCGUGCACACUUCUCGCGAGAGUUUCUGAUGACGUUUACGGAAGUUUACAUUCCGCUUCGGGUAAACGUGCAACUGAGCAGAAAAGCCGGCUGCUUGGUGUUUAAAGUUUGCUUGUUCGGGACAGUGUAACGUUAAAGAAUGUAUUCUGUUUUAAUAAACGCGGUCCUGAGCAGCUCUCCCGACUACGACGUGUUGUUUGAGUCUCUCUGUUGGCCGGGAGAGACUUGUUGGCCGGAGACGGAGCGUGUGGAGGCGCUGACGGCUCUCGUUGAAAGACUCGGACCUCUUCUGUCCGACUCCGGUUCGAGUCCGAUUACAGACGCGAAGAAACGCAGCAUUCAGGAAAAAACCGAGUCGGUCAUUUGGUCGAAGUGUCUGCCGUUCCUGUCCAGAAUAUCAGCGGAAGCAGACGAAGAAGCGCGCUGCAGGGAGAGCACCGCGGCUGCCUGCGGACUCCUCGGUGCCUGCGCCGCUSUGUGCGGCGAAAAGGUGCGGAGGCGAGUGGUUUUAUCCGCCCUGCGGUCCUUCCGGUGGUCAGAGGARGAGCCGGCUCAGGGGGGUCUCAGCGCGCAGGUCGCCGCUGAAGUUUUAGCAGCUCUCAUGCCUUUUGUUACAGCGGAUGAACAGCUCACAUCCAGCACCCUGAACUCCGCCUUGUCCUGCGUCAGGUCUCUCCAGGACGCGCUGCUGCUCUCCAGGAUCACAGUCCGAGUCCUUUUAAGGUUGCUGGACUGCUGCGGCUGUGAGAGGUCAGGCGGGAUCCUGAAGCGCGUCCUGGAUGAUGUGUGCGGCUGGCACUCCUCUGAGCCCAGCCCGGGGGCCACAGAGAGGGCCCUGCUGUGUUUCACCGUCUUAUCAGACCACUUCCUGAGGCCCCGCGGCUCCCCGGACCCCCGGCUGUCCCCUCAGUUCUGGAGGCUGGUUCAGGGUGGACUGGUCCACAGAGACGGAGUGUCACGUAAGAGGGCGCUGUACCUGCUGAAGAGAUGUGCAGCUCUGUCCGAGGAGGAGGGGGUGGACUGUCCUCUGUCUGCAUCACAGGAAGAGGAGGUGUUGUUCAGAUGGGCCCCUGACCACAGCAGYCUGCUGACAGAGUUCUGGGAGGAUUAUGUUUUGGUGAUGGAAACUCUGGAGGAAAACCAGGUUCACGUUGUCCGGCCAGUUUUAAACAGAAUCGACACACUGAUCCAAACAGCAGCGAAUGUCAGUCAAGCAUCGGGCCGGGGCCUCCUCCACCCYUCCUGGCUGCUGUGUGUGCAUCAGCGGAUGUUCCACAGUGAGAAUAAAUCCUUAAUGAGAGAAGGAGUGUGCCACCUGCUCGAGCUGCAGGUCCUCCAGCAGCCGCACUUUGCUUCGGCUUUUUCCCAGCUUGUUGUCGGUCCUUUUAUGGACGCGCUUUCUGAGAUGUCGCUCUUCUGCAGGUCACCCGGUCAGAGUGUAGGAGACUGUCCUGAGCUGGCUGUAAAACUCCAGAUUUUUAUGUCCACCUUCUUCAGCAGCCUGCCGUCUGAAGAGAGAGGUCAUGUGUUGCUUCAGCUGAUUCAGCAGCUGGGCUCUAAGCACUGGUGCGCGGUACCCCUCCUCUUCGUCUGUCAGGCUCUGUCCAAACUCCCCCCGAGUCCUCUGCUGAGGGACAGCGGGCUCUCUGCUCUCAGAGAGGUGCUGCGCUGCACCAUGAUCACCCAUCAGGUCCUGCUGAGAGGAGCUGCUCAGUGUUUUUUGUUAAACAGCGCCCUCUGUCUCACAGCAGUGAGUGAAGUGACCCUGGAUGACAUGUUUAGUUUCCUGACACAUUUCCGUGCCGAUGAAUCGUUGUGUAGAGGGACGGAGCUCUGGAAUCAGCUGUGUGCCUGGCUUUUGGAACAUGAAAACAGUUUCAAGCCCAGAAUGUUAGYUGAGGAUGAGGAUGCUGACACAAGAAAGGAAACCAUCAGAGCUUAUGUUCAAAGUGAAGUACUCUCCUAUCUCCAGGUUCCAGCUAGUACGGGCCAGCCUGAGAGGCUGCCUGACUGCAGAGAGGCUGAUAAGCUGGCCCGAGCCGUUCUGCUGUGUGUGGACGUGGAGCGGAUCCGCCUGGGAGCAGAGGUCAGUAGCGUCCUGGAGUCUCUGCUGCGCCCCCUGCUGGACACUCUGAGCAGGAUCAGCACCAACGUCUACCUGCCUGUACGGAAGAGCGACAAGAGCCUGCAGCUGCUGCUGCGACUGCUGCAGCUCGCAACAGGAGGUGAGGAAGGAGAUAAAGUAACUGCUGCCUUAAAACAGCUCAUUUUUAAACACGCCCAUCCAAUCCAGGAGUUCAUCUUGAGGCGUCUGUGUGGGGAGCUACAGGAGCUGUUUGACGUGGAGCGAGCAGAGCUGUAUCUGUGGGUCUGGAGGCAGCUUGUUCUCAUGUGCCGCAAUAAAAUCCAACCGUCCGGUUUCCCUAAACUCAUCAAGUACAGCCUUGCAGUCUUGCAAGAAGCAACCCAACCGAUCCCUUCUGUGACAAACCAGGUGGCCAGAGCUGUUAGUAUGGCCUCUCUGGCCACUGUCUGUGGUCUUAUGGAGCAGGAAGGGAUCGGCAAACAACCGGAAGUUGUUUCUGCUCUGAAAUCGCUGAAUCAUUACUUCUACAAUUCGACAGCUUCCUCAGAACGUCCGUCAUCUCUGGGGAGCAUCAACAAAUGCCUGAUGAAACCACAGCUAAUAGACGGCUCAAAUGAUCUUGAAGCACAAGGUUUUCUGCAGCAGGACUGGGGUCGCAUCUCCGCCACCUUUAUGUGGAACCAGUGGAUCUGUCUGAACUUCUUGGUUAAAGCCGCAGGAAUUCCCGAGUCAGCGGAGUUUUCCAAAACACCCGAGACUCUGAAAGCUGCUCUGAGUUGCAGUUUCGAGGCCCUUUCUCUGCUGCCCAGUGACCUGGUACUGCCGGCGCUGGACUUCAUGAAGACCGUGAUGCCACAGUUACUGCAGCAUGAGGAGGCCCUCUGCGUGCAGGCGGUGACUCUGAGCUGGGAGCUCGUACAGGCGCUCAGCACUAACGCUCACAACUUCUGGCCAGCAUUAAAAGGCUUCAUAUCCAUGGCCUUUCAGCACAAACUCCUCCAGCUGACGCACGCCGAAGCUCCGACCCUCACGGCCGCUCUCAAACAGGUUUCCUCAGAACUGCUGGAACUGUCUCAGUCAAAAAGCGGCGUGUUUGGCGUUCUGCUUCAGCACUGCUGUCAGACAUGGCUGCCCACAGACCCGUGCAGCGGUGAGCAGGCAGACACGGUGUUUUCUAGUGUUUUCAGCCACGUCAACAUAGUCGCUGACGCCUGCGUUUAUGGACCAGUCCUCAGGAGAGAUCAGCGACUCGUUUCCGAUGUCCAAAUAUAUGUGGAGCAGCUCGGUGAAAAGUGUGCAGCUAAUGUCGCAGUUCUUAGCGACAACAGGGAUGAUCAGCUGCCCCGCACAUGUGUGCUGACUUUUCUUAACUCGCUGGAAUCCUCUAAUCAGCAGCAUGAAAGGCUCCUAGAGGAGUUAGUUGUGCAGUUGUUGAAAAAGGAUAACAUCAUAUCAAAGUCUAAAGUACGCUACCAUAGUAACUCCCUGCAACAUCGGGUCAAAAACAGAGUGUGGCAAACACUGCUGCUGGUGCUGCCCAAACUCAGAGAGGAGUUUGUUUCCUCUCUGCUGAACCGUGUGUUUGAAGCUGGAUUCUGCAGCAACCAACCCUCAGUGAAAUACUUGAUAGAGUGGAUGAUGAUUCUAAUCCUAGUCCAGUAUCCGCAACAUAUUGACAGAUUUUGGACUUGCUUUAAUCUGGAUCAUGAACAGACCAAAACAAGUGUCUGCACCUUCRUGUCUGUUCUGAUCCACUUUAGUGUUAUUAUUCCACAAGUUAAGGAAAAGGAGGUGCAGCUGCGUAAAGCCCUGGACGUGGUCUUGCAGUCGUGUUUCAGUCACAACUUCAGCGUGCGCCUGUACGCCUUGCUGGCUCUGAAGAAGGUGUGGAGCCUGGCUGAAGGCCUGGCAGAGGCGGCCGACGCGUUUAGCGGGAUGUCUUCUGUGGUCAAAGCCUGUCUGAACCAGGCUGAGGCCAUGCAGAGCUCUGGAAAUGCCAACAAGAACUGGGUGAAGAUUCAGGGGCACUUCUUCUUUGGUGCCUUUCAUCCUGUCAGAGAUUAUAGUGUUGAGACUAUAUUCUACACUUUUCCCAGUCUAUCAGAGGUGGCUGAUGAUGAGUGGAUUCCACCAUGGAAGUUUGAGAAGCUGUCUUUGUUUUCUAAAAACCCAUCAUGUCCUUUGAGAAAUGUCGCUCCUGACUUGGGCCAGCUCCAGCCUGGAGACUGGAUUCAGCAGGACAGAGGCGAACAGGACAAGGAGGAGCGCUGGGCCGAGGUGCAGAAGAAGAUCACACCCUGGAGGUUAGGCAUCCAGGAUCAGGAACCAGAACUUCAGCUGGUGCCAGCGCAGAGAGCUGCUCGGCUCGGCAAACAGCAGGGCGCCCUGCUGGUUGUUGCUUCACUCAUCGACAAGCCCACCAACUUAGGAGGUCUUUGCAGGACAUGUGAGAUAUUCGGCGCCAGAGCUCUGGUUCUGGACAGCCUCCAUCAUAUCAACGACAAACACUUCCAGUCCCUGAGUGUCUCAUCUGAGCUCUGGCUUCCUUUGAUCGAGGUGAAGCCUGUGGAGCUCUCGGAUUUCCUGCAGGUGAAGAAGAGUGAGGGUUACUGCAUUGUUGGAGUGGAGCAGACGGCCAACAGURACAGCCUCCAGGACUACCACUUCCCUGAGAAAACACUGCUGCUUUUGGGCAAUGAACGAGAAGGCAUUCCUGCAAAUCUGCUCCAGAUGUUGGACGUGUGCGUGGAAAUCCCCCAACAAGGGGUCAUCCGCUCACUCAACGUGCACGUGAGCGCGGCURUGUUGGUUUGGGAAUACACUCGGCAGCACCUCGGCCCUGCCUCGUCUGAAACCGCCUUAAAAGACAAUUAAAAAGUGAGGCAGCGGGUGCAGCCUGACAGAACUCCUCACCACCAGGUGGUUUUCCACAGGCUUAAUGUUGUGAUUUUAUAGACCUCUGUGUUCUUCAGAGCCUGGACUCUGUUUCCUGAGGGUUCUGUGUGCUUACCAGUCAUCGGCUUUAAUAGGAGUCAUGAAUAAAGAUCAGUUCUGGUUAUUACAGCCAAAUGUUCCACUUGCUGUGAAAUGAAUUGGAACCAUCUUUGUUUUGGCAGAGCAGCAGCGUAAACAGACAUUUUCUUCUUGUGUCUCGCUCAUGUGAGCAAUUAGUUAUUGCUUCGGAUCAUUAUGACUAGAUUAUUAUAUUCACACUCUAUUACAUAUUCAAAUAAUACUAUUGUUUUAGCAUAUUUAAAGUUUUUUAUUGCAGAUUGAGGAGAAGUUGUAAUAUUAUUA
Austrofundulus limnaeus is the source of this 5476-nucleotide messenger RNA. RefSeq names its product TAR (HIV-1) RNA binding protein 1 (gene tarbp1). NCBI's taxonomy places the organism in Eukaryota, Metazoa, Chordata, Actinopteri, Cyprinodontiformes, Rivulidae. Bases 233 to 5053 code for a protein of 1606 amino acids. The record is from RefSeq and is a predicted model, not a curated record. The transcript is spliced from 29 exons. Gene Ontology annotation, biological process: tRNA methylation. Gene Ontology annotation, molecular function: RNA binding; tRNA (guanine) methyltransferase activity.